AUGAACCUUAUUAUCUCACAGAUUGAAGACCCAGAGAUUCUACCUAUUCCUAUCAAAAAUUUGGUUGGAAAAUCGUUUUGUUUUGGUCUUUCCAUCACAAGUGAUAAUGUAUCCAACGGAUCAACUACUUUUAAGGUAGCUGAGGUCUGGUCUGGGGAUCAUAUUCAUAGAAUCGAAUCACUCUCAGAACCAGUAUCUCUAAUUGGGUCCAGUUCAUCUACUCUAUCUACCAGUGAGGUUCUGUGCAUUGAUCAUAACAAAGAGAGUUCAUCUGAAGAUGUUACAACACCUUUCUCUAAGCGUAAGGAAGGAGAUGCUGAGCUUAAUGACAUGAAUUCUACAUCUAAGAAGUUAUGUGCUAAGAACAUCAAAAUGGAGAAGACAAAGGAAGAUUAGUUAUGCG
Molecule: messenger RNA, 403 nt
Organism: Brassica napus (rape)
Lineage: Eukaryota; Viridiplantae; Streptophyta; Magnoliopsida; Brassicales; Brassicaceae
Exons: 3
Coding region: 1-396 (131 amino acids)
Source: RefSeq, a predicted model, not a curated record